AUGGACCUGUGCAGGGUCUGUCUUGGACCUAAACCCAAUAGGGAUAUAUUUUCCAAGUCACAAAAGACGAGAAGUGACAAUAAAAGUUUUGCCGAGAUUUUUAUGUUUUGUUUCGACAUACAGGUUGAUGAGGACUCAAAAAUCAGUACAAAAAUAUGUAUAAAAUGUUACAGUAAAGUUAGAACUUAUUAUAACUUUAAAUGCCUAGCUGUAAAAAGUGAUGCUUACUUAAAACAAUUACACGAGGAAAGCAUUGUUAAAAAUGAAGUAUUUUUAAGAGAUGAUGAUGAUGAUAUAAAGAAUGGACAUGAACAGCCAUCAUCACCAUUGAGUAAUGACACUCAGGAACCAGAGGUGAUAGUGAAGGAUGAACCAAAGGACGAAAUUCUUUUUAAAAAUGGGGACGACUCUCAUGAUUAUGACGACGACAACGUGUUGUUAAGUGUAAUCAAGAAUUUAAAGUAUGAAUAUGUUGAAGAUGAUAGUAAAGAAGAACAACCACUAAAGAAAAAAAAGAAAAAGAAAGAUGUUGUUGUUAAGAGUAGCUCGGAUCCUGUUAGACAAAUAUGUGAAGAAUGUGGCAAAGCAGUGAAGGACCUGAAGGCUCACUCGUACCUCCACAUGCCAGUGUCCUGCCGCAAACGUUUCAAAUGCAAGAGCUGUGACAAAGUCUUCUCCAGCCACAGUGCACGAAACAAACACAACAAGAUAAAACAUUUAGGAUUAAAAAAGCAAUGUGAGAUAUGUAAUAAAACGGUCACACAUCUCAAACAGCACAUACGCCUGAUACACAAUCGCUCCUCGCUACCGUUCUACUGCGUGUCCUGUGGUCGCAGGUUCAUUUCCAAGUCUACGCUAGACCUGCACAUGACGUCACACACCAGAGAUCGCCCCUUCCCCUGUACGGAAUGCGAUAAAAAGUUUUCUUGUAAACAAAGAAUGCUUAUUCAUAAGCGUCAAGUACACGACAAGGAAAAGACGCACCUAUGUCAAUUAUGUUCUAAGAGCUUCUUCAAGAAAUAUCAUUUACAAGUACAUUUAAGGAGCCAUUCCAAAGAGAAGCCGUAUGAAUGUCCAGAAUGUGGCAAAUUUUUCUCCACCACUACGAUCCUCAAGAGUCACCGAGAGAUCCAUUCAGAGGAGAAAGCCUUUAAUUGCACUCUCUGCAGUAUGUCCUUCAAAAAAAGGAACUACCUAAAUGUCCACAUGGUCAGUCACACCAAGGUGAAGCGCUACCCUUGUCAGUACUGCGGCAUCAAGUUCGGACGGUCAGAUCAUCGCAAGCGGCACGAGUACACAGCACACGAGAAGAAUUUCAUCAGCGCCUAA
Molecule: messenger RNA, 1329 nt
Organism: Spodoptera littoralis (African cotton leafworm)
Lineage: Eukaryota; Metazoa; Arthropoda; Insecta; Lepidoptera; Noctuidae
Source: the annotation of a GenBank genome assembly